This is a messenger RNA of Ceratotherium simum simum (southern white rhinoceros), 688 nucleotides long. Lineage: Eukaryota; Metazoa; Chordata; Mammalia; Perissodactyla; Rhinocerotidae. The record is from RefSeq and is a predicted model, not a curated record.
GUAGCGAGGCUCAGACCUCUGGGCAUUCUCCCCUCGUUACCUGUAGUCAGCUGGUUUCUCAGUGAUUGCAAUGCAGGGUCUUCCUGCUUGUCCCCCGCACUCUGCCUUGGGGGAUGGGUCAGUGACACCUCUUCACCCACCACCUGAAGUUGGUCUCCAGAAAGAAGCUGCCAGAAUGAGGCUGCGCAUCUCACCUGUGGUCCCCGCAUACCUGCUCUGGGUCCCCAUAGUCUACAGGACUGAAUGCCCAGUCUGUGCUCAGGAUUUGGGUCCUGGGGUGUGGCAUGAAGGGGACCUGGCCUCUGUGCUAUAUCAAGCCUCUUCACAGAGUGCUGGAACCCGGGGGCCAGGCCAGGGAUUGGCUUGAUGCCUUAGAAGUGAUGCUCUGUGUUUUCUAGGGACAGACCUUGAGGAUGGCCCCGCUCCCAGGGGCAGAACUGGUCCAGAGGCCACUGCAGCUCUACCGAUACCUGCUGCGCUGUUGUCAGCAGCUGCCAACCAAGGGCAUCCAGGAACAUUACAAACACGCUGUCAGGCAGAGUUUCCGGGUUCAUUCGGAUGAUGACAACCCUGAGAGAAUCCAGCAGAUUAUUAAAAGAGCCAUUGAAGAUGCCGACUGGAUCAUGAACAAAUAUAAAAAACAAAACUGAGACUCCAGGGCCUAAGGAGUGAAGCUGUCCUGAAGACA